This is a messenger RNA of Fusarium redolens, 1179 nucleotides long. RefSeq names its product Aldehyde/histidinol dehydrogenase. Gene Ontology annotation, molecular function: aldehyde dehydrogenase (NAD+) activity. Lineage: Eukaryota; Fungi; Ascomycota; Sordariomycetes; Hypocreales; Nectriaceae. The record is from RefSeq and is a predicted model, not a curated record. The transcript is spliced from 9 exons. The coding region runs from base 1 to 1179 and encodes 392 amino acids.
AUGGCCGUCGGUACCAAUACUAAACUCGACUUCACUGAGUUCUUCAACGUCAUCGAUGGAAAGCUCGAGACAACCAAGGAGACUGCCCGGGGUGUCAAUCCCUCAACUCUCGAGAAGAUGCCCUCAGUUCCGGUUUCGACUCCAGAAGAUGUCGACAGGGCUGUUCAGGCGGCUAAGAGGGUCUCUGGAGCCUGGGCCGAUGUUCCGUACAAAGAGCGACAGGCCAUAGUGGCCAAGUUUGCGGAUGGCAUUGCCUCGAUCCAGGAGGAUCUUACAGUCCUGUUAACCAAGAAACAAGGAAAAGCUCUGCAACUGGCACACGUGGAAAUUGGCAUGGCCAUUCAGUUCCUCCAGGGAUAUGCACAGCUGGCUGACCCGGAAGAGGUGAUUGAGGAUAAGCCUGGUCGUAGAGUCGUCACCAAAUACGUCCCCCUUGGCGUUGCGGUCGGUAUUGUCCCUUGGAACUCCCCUGUCUUUCUAGGUAAGGUUUACGGGAUCUACAGCAACUGGAGUGAAGGUCCUGCAGAGCGCUGCUGGAACUCAAGCGUGGGAGGUAAUGAUCCGGCGAUUGUCUGCAGUGAUGUUAAUUUGAAGAAAGUUGCUCCAAAGUUUGCCAUGGCGGCUCUGGCGAACUCCGGUCAACUCUGCAUCGCCAUAAAGCGCAUCUAUGUCCACGAGUCCAUAUAUGACGGCUUGUUGGAAGCAAUAGCUGUAACGGUGAAGAGUCUUCCUGUUGGUGAUGGCCUGGAGAGUAGCACACUUAUGGGUCCCGUUCAGAACCACCUGCAGUUUGAUAGAGUGAAGAGCUUACUCGCAGAUAUUCAAUCGCACAACCUCAAGCUUGCAGCUGGAUCAAUCAGACCGUCAGACGCGGGAAAAGAAUACUUCAUCACUCCUACCGUUGUCGACAACCCUCCAGAUGCCUCUAGGAUUGUAGUAGAGGAGCCAUUCGGCCCUGUCUUCCCUGUGCUGAAGUGGAAGGACGAGGAUGAGGUCCUUAGACGUGCUAAUGAUAUCCCUAUGGGUCUUGGUGCCUCGAUUUGGACUCCAGACUUGGUGAAAGCAGAGAGGCUGGCCGCGAAGCUCAAGGCAGGAACAGGCGGUAUUGGUGCUGAGCAUGACCUUGAGGGGAUCAAGUCAUACUGUAACACCAAGUCUGUGUUUGUUAAUGCAGCAUGA